Molecule: messenger RNA, 1695 nt
Organism: Colletotrichum scovillei
Lineage: Eukaryota; Fungi; Ascomycota; Sordariomycetes; Glomerellales; Glomerellaceae
Product: WLM domain-containing protein
Exons: 2
Coding region: 306-1637 (443 amino acids)
Source: RefSeq, a predicted model, not a curated record
CUCACCGCCCGAACAUUGCCCCCCCUAUCACCGAAAGGCAUCAGGUCCCCUUACGCGUCUUCGUACGUGUCAGCCACUGCUUACGAUGUGAAUGACUUCCUUUCCACGUUGUUCUACCAAACUCUAUCCAUGAGUCUCUCUUUCUUGCGAUUUUCUUCAAUACCCCGUCACUCGUUGACUUCCUGCCGUUUUUUCUAUCUCUCAUUUCCUUCCUAGUGACGAUUAGGGUCUUGAUUAUUUCCCUCUUUCGCAUUUGUAACCACGCAACGACUACAUGACUACAUACAACGAUACACGACGAUAAAAUGCCAGAACACGAUGCUCUUAUUCUAUCAUUCUCACAUUUACCGGAUUUUCCGCGCGCCCCCGAUGCUCUCCAAACGCUGAAGAAGGUGGCCUCUUUGGUCAAGCCCAUCAUGCGAGUUAGGGGGUGGAAGGUGCGAGAGCUAGCUGAAUUCUACCCAGACCAAGCAAACCUCCUCGGUUUGAAUAUCAACAGAGGCCAAAGAAUCCUCGUCCGUUUACGUUACCCCAAUGACCGAUCACUCUUCCUACCUAUAGAGCACGUAGUUGAUACGAUGCUUCACGAACUUUCACACAUUGUAUUUGGACCACACGAUGGAAACUUCCACGCGCUAUGGAACCAACUUCGAGACGAACACGAGUCGCUCAUUCGAAAGGGAUAUACGGGUGAAGGAUUUUUAUCAGAUGGACAUCGCCUAGGAGGCGGCCGGAUACCUAUGCAUGAAGCUCGACGACUUGCUAGAGCAUCAGCUGAAAAACGCCGUACCCUGACAAAGGGGUCAGGCCAGCGUCUUGGUGGCUCUGGACCCAGCAUCGGUUCAGAUAUCCGGCGAACCAUCGUGGGCGCAAUAGAGCGCAGAAACACCACACUGCAGGGAUGUGGUAAUACGAACCACAAUGAUAGGGAAAUUCAACAAAUCUCCGAGACAGCUACGAAAAACGGCUUUCGUACGCAGGCCGAAGAAGACGCGGCUAAUGAAGCUGCAAUUGCGCAAGCUCUUUGGGAACUGGUACAAGAAGAAGAGCGCCAACGAUACGGCGGUUACUUUAUUCCGCCAACAGCGCAAAACCCUACUGGCAACGGUGGAGGAUCUGUCAUGGGAGAUAACGAAAACAGGAGCAGUAGUGUUCCUCCGCCGAUCCCAGGGCCAGGAACGAGACCUCCAUCGGUACCAAGGCUCCCAAGGCCAGAGACUCGGCCACCAGUUGUGUCUGCACCGGUGCCCCAACCAGCUCCGCAACGGGGCUGGACAUGCGGAGUCUGUACCCUCCAUAAUCCUUCAAGCUUUUUGUGCUGCGAUGCGUGCGGCACAGAACGAGGUCAGGAUCCUCAGCGUCAAGUGUGGACACCAAAUGCUGAAAAGCGCGAACGCGAACGCGAACGCCAACGGGCAUCAAUGGCCGCAACGGCGAAGAGCACGACACAGCCUGCCACUAUCGAUCUCACGAGUAGUCCGCCCAGAGCCAGUAGCAGUAAGAAGCCUGGUAGCAGCAAUCAACGCCCCGAGCCAGUGAAGCCUCUAACCUGGCAAUGUUCGUACUGUGGAACGAUGAUGGAAAGGCAGUGGUGGACGUGUUCGACGUGUGGAGUGAUGAAAGACAAUUCAAUCUGAGCGAGCGGGGAAGAGGCGAAUUACAUGGAUGAACUCCGGCGGCGAAGGAACGAGGAGG